Molecule: messenger RNA, 1831 nt
Organism: Cucurbita maxima (winter squash)
Lineage: Eukaryota; Viridiplantae; Streptophyta; Magnoliopsida; Cucurbitales; Cucurbitaceae
Product: elongation factor 1-alpha-like
Exons: 3
Coding region: 114-1463 (449 amino acids)
Biological process (GO): translational elongation; translation
Molecular function (GO): translation elongation factor activity; GTP binding; GTPase activity
Source: RefSeq, a predicted model, not a curated record
GUCUAAGAGCUCCACCAUUCUUCAUCUCCUUCCUCUUUUGUAACCCUCGUUUCUUGAUUCCGCGGCAGCUCUCUCAUUCAUCAAUCUUCGUCUUUUGAGGUUACAAUUUCAAAAUGGGAAAAGAGAAGACUCACAUCAACAUUGUGGUCAUUGGCCAUGUCGACUCUGGGAAGUCUACAACCACCGGACACUUGAUCUACAAGCUUGGUGGUAUCGACAAGCGUGUUAUUGAAAGGUUCGAGAAGGAGGCUGCUGAGAUGAACAAGAGGUCAUUCAAAUAUGCCUGGGUGUUGGACAAACUCAAGGCUGAGCGUGAACGUGGUAUUACCAUCGAUAUUGCUUUGUGGAAGUUCGAGACCACAAAAUACUACUGCACCGUUAUCGAUGCCCCUGGACAUCGUGAUUUCAUUAAGAACAUGAUUACUGGUACCUCACAGGCCGAUUGCGCUGUUCUCAUUAUUGAUUCCACUACUGGUGGUUUUGAAGCCGGUAUUUCAAAGGAUGGGCAAACCCGUGAGCAUGCUUUGCUUGCGUUUACUCUUGGUGUCAAGCAGAUGAUCUGCUGCUGCAACAAGAUGGAUGCCACCACCCCCAAGUACUCCAAGGCAAGGUAUGACGAAAUUGUGAAGGAAGUUUCUUCCUACCUCAAGAAGGUUGGAUACAACCCUGACAAAAUCCCAUUCGUCCCCAUCUCUGGUUUCGAAGGAGACAACAUGAUUGAGAGGUCAACGAACCUCGACUGGUACAAGGGUCCAACCCUCCUCGAGGCUCUUGACUUGAUCCAGGAGCCCAAGAGGCCCUCGGACAAGCCACUCCGUCUUCCACUCCAGGAUGUGUACAAGAUUGGUGGUAUUGGCACUGUACCUGUUGGACGUGUUGAGACUGGGGUACUCAAGCCUGGUAUGGUCGUCACUUUUGGCCCAUCUGGAUUGACCACUGAAGUUAAGUCUGUGGAGAUGCACCAUGAAGCUCUCCCAGAGGCUCUUCCUGGUGACAAUGUCGGAUUCAAUGUGAAGAAUGUUGCUGUCAAGGAUCUCAAGCGUGGUUUCGUUGCUUCCAAUUCAAAGGAUGAUCCUGCCAGGGAGGCUGCCAACUUCACAUCUCAGGUCAUUAUCAUGAACCACCCAGGGCAGAUUGGCAAUGGCUAUGCUCCAGUGCUUGAUUGCCACACCUCUCACAUUGCCGUGAAGUUUGCUGAGAUUCUGACCAAGAUCGACAGGCGAUCUGGUAAAGAACUCGAGAAGGAGCCGAAGUUCUUGAAAAAUGGUGAUGCGGGUAUGAUUAAGAUGGUUCCCACCAAGCCCAUGGUGGUGGAAACCUUCUCCCAGUACCCACCUCUUGGACGUUUUGCUGUGAGGGACAUGAGACAGACCGUGGCUGUCGGAGUCAUCAAGUCGGUCGAGAAAAAGGAUCCAAGUGGUGCCAAGGUUACCAAGUCCGCAGUGAAGAAGGGUGGAAAGUGAACCGUAGUGGGAAAACCUCAGCUGGGUCUGCCUGAGGUUUACAAGUAUAAAUGUCGAAAUAAAGACCUGAUGGUUUUUGUUGGUGGUGGUGCUGCUUUAUCGAGUCUUUUUAUUUGCUUUUGUGAUUAUAGUUGUUGGCGUUGGUCAUUGUUAGGUACCCAGUCCCAGAAUUGGGUGCUUGAUAGACGGUGGCGCAGCUAUAUGGCUCAUAAGGUCUUUUUUUGUGUUGUUUGUUGUUUGGUCUUCUGCUCUUCUCGCCCUGUUGCUCGAAAGUUUUCGAAUUCUAUGUUUCUGCUGAGAUACUCAUAAUAUUACUUAACACUAAAUGUCGUUGCUUAUAUUGUCCUAUCUGAAUAGUCUUCUUUCUA